Molecule: messenger RNA, 1431 nt
Organism: Talaromyces amestolkiae
Lineage: Eukaryota; Fungi; Ascomycota; Eurotiomycetes; Eurotiales; Trichocomaceae
Exons: 1
Coding region: 1-1431 (476 amino acids)
Biological process (GO): carbohydrate metabolic process
Molecular function (GO): beta-glucosidase activity
Source: RefSeq, a predicted model, not a curated record
AUGAAUAUCAACAUGUUCAAGUCCGGCGACAGCCUUUUGGAGGUCAAAGGGCCAUCUUUAGAUGAGCUACCACCAGUCCAGGAGCUUCCACUCCCCCCAAAUUUCGUCUGGGGCGCUGCCACGGCUGCAUAUCAGAUUGAAGGAGGAGCAUACCAGGAUGGCAAAGGGAAAUCCAUCUGGGACACGUUUAGCCACCUGGAACCGUCGCGCACAAAUGGCGAAAACGGUGAUGUGGCCUGCGAUCACUUCAAUCGGGUGGCAGAGGAUGUGAAGUUAAUGGCCUCGUACGGCAUGGAAGUGUAUCGCUUCUCGAUUGCCUGGACGCGAAUCAUCCCAUUAGGCGGGCGUCAUGACCCUAUGAACGAGCAAGGAAUCAGCUUCUAUAACAAUCUUAUCGAUCAACUCUUACUACAUCACAUAGAGCCGGUUGUGACACUGUACCAUUGGGACUGUCCUCAAGAGGUAUACGAUCGCUAUGGCGCUUUCCUUAAUAAGGAGGAAUUCCAAGCCGAUUUUGAACACUAUGCAAGGAUCUGCUUCUCCCGCUUUGGUGAUCGUGUUAAGAAAUGGGUUACUUUCAAUGAACCUUACAUUAUCGCAAUUUUUGGUCACCAUAGCGGCGUGCUUGCACCCGGACACAGCACUGCAACUGGAAGGGACUCUCGGACAGAACCAUGGCAAGUCGGGCACACCCUCAUCCUGAGUCACGCCGCAGUCGUCCAAGCAUAUACAACCGAUUUCCAGAUAUCGCAAAAGGGGGAAAUCUCGAUCGUCUUGAACGGCCAUUUCUACGAGCCCUGGGACCCGAGCAGCGAUCUGCAUAUAGAGGCGGCCCAACGCAGACUGGAAUUCUACAUCGGCUGGUUUGGUGAUCCAAUCUUCCUCGGACAGGAUUACCCCGAAACCAUGAAAAGCAGGCUGGGUGAUCGGUUACCCAGGUUCACGACGGGGGAGCUUGAGCUCCUCCGCAGGCUAGCUCCGCAUAACGCGUUCUACGGAAUGAAUCACUACUCCACCAAAUAUGCACGAGCUUUACCGGGACCUCCUGCAGACGAUGACUGUACGGGAAAUGUAGAAGAGGGCUCUACUGACUGCCAAGGCAAAGAAAUUGGGCCGGCUACUGGAAUGCCCUGGCUUCGGGUUACGCCUGUUGGGUUUCGGAAGCUCAUGAAAUGGGUCUGGGAUCGAUACCACGUACCCAUUAUUAUAACUGAGAAUGGGUGUCCGUGCCCCGGAGAAAACAAAAUGACCCUGGAACAGGCGCUGGAUGAUAAGUUUCGGGUAAGAUACAUUGGCUUGUAUCUGGAUGCAAUUUCACAUGCCAUCAAUGAAGAUGGGGUGCAAGUUCUGGGGUAUUAUGUUUGGAGCUUGAUGGAUAAUUUCGGUACGUUGUAUACUGUCUUUGACUCAUCUUUACCUAUUGGCCUUUAA